UGCGGAAAUGUGUAAUUGGAUAUAAUCGUAUCAUAUGACUGAUCAGUGCUGGGCUUGUCUGACAGAGCAGUAGCAGAUAUGGCGAUAGGCUCAAAUUAUGGAGCUUUCAUGGAGAAAUUCGUUCUGCAACCACACUCUUCAUCACAUGACCUUCCUUUGAGUGGCCUCACUUUUGCUGUCAAAGACAUAUUUGAUGUGGCUGGAUAUGUGACUGGAUUUGGAAAUCCUGAUUGGGCAAGGACUCACCCAGCUUCCGAAUCGACAGCUCCAGCUGUUUCGGCAAUCUUGAGGGGAGGUGCCACAUGUAAUGGUAAAACUGUCAUGGAUGAAAUGGCAUACAGUAUAAAUGGAGAGAACAAGCAUUAUGGUACACCCAUAAAUCCAUGCGCACCGGAUAGGGUGCCUGGAGGAUCAUCUAGUGGCUCUGCUGUUGUAGUAGGUGGAGACCUUGCAGAUUUUUCCUUAGGAACUGACACUGGAGGAAGUGUUAGAGUUCCUGCCUCAUAUUGUGGAAUUUUUGGAUUUCGGCCAUCUCAUGGUGUCAUUUCUACUUCUGGAGUUAUUCCUAUGGCACAAAGUUUUGAUACUGUGGGAUGGUUUGCCAGGAAUCCUGCGAUUUUGAAUAGAGCUGGAAGAGUGUUACUGCAAUUGUCUGAUAUGAGUCCUGUCGGACCUACUCAGUUAAUCAUUGCGGAUGACUGUUUCCAGCUUUCAAGCAUUCCAAGCAAUCGAGUAAAACAAGUACUUGUUGACUCAGUUGAGAAGUUAUUUGGGGGUCAUGUUAUAAAGCAUGCUAACCUUGGGGACGUUGUCAAGGACAAAGUUCCAAGCUUGAACUGUUUCUUGGAUAAAGGAAAUGCAGGUCAAGAGUAUAAUAUUCCAUCCUUGGUAGCCCUAUCAAGUGCCAUGCGUCUACUUCAAAGGUAUGAGUUCAAGAACAACCAUGGUGAAUGGGUCAGUACAGUCAGACCUGAUUUAGGUCCUGGGAUAGCAGAACGUGUAUGGGAAGCUGUUCGAACAACAGAUGAAAAUGUCUAUGUAUGUCAAUCUGUGAAGACUGAAUUACGUGUUGCUCUUACUGACCUUCUUGGGGAUUUUGGUGUCCUCGCAAUUCCUACUGUUCCAGGGGCUCCACCAAAACUGCAAACAGAUCCUACUACACUGGAAACUUUCCGUGCCAGGGCUUUUAGCUUGCUAUCCAUUGCCGGAGUAUCUGGGUUCUGCCAGGUUAGCAUACCACUAGGCCUGCAUGAUGAACUACCUGUGUCAGUUUCCUUGUUGGCAAAACACGGCUCGGAUGGGUUCCUACUCAAUCUUGUUGAGACUCUUUAUGACACUCUCAAAGAACAGGUUGGAAACUUGGGGUUGCUGACAAGAUUAUGAGUUGCAAAUUCUGGUCUCUUCCUAACAUAUGAGUGUGAGUUCUGAUGCCUAAAAUAGACAGGAAUUUCCCUGCUUUCAUCCUUGUGUAUGGUUCAUGAACAAGUAGUUAUACUAGCAAACUCAUCUGAGCCUGACCAAUUGGCCCAGUUUCAAGCUGUUAAAGCUUUUAUAACAGCUUUUAUGGUCACAUUUCCAGAUACUAAUAAUAUCUUGUGAGAGCAUCCUAAA
Messenger RNA from Prunus mume (Japanese apricot), 1611 nucleotides. It is a transcript of the gene AMI1, whose product is annotated as amidase 1. Lineage: Eukaryota; Viridiplantae; Streptophyta; Magnoliopsida; Rosales; Rosaceae. The record is from RefSeq and is a predicted model, not a curated record.